Molecule: messenger RNA, 1652 nt
Organism: Drosophila virilis
Lineage: Eukaryota; Metazoa; Arthropoda; Insecta; Diptera; Drosophilidae
Product: vanin-like protein 3
Source: RefSeq, a predicted model, not a curated record
ACCUGAUCGCGCAGUCUGACGGAAGCAUCAUGUGUGGCAAGUUGUGGUCGCUCCUCCAUUUGCUGUGCCUCGCGCUGGCCAGCUGUGGGGCAGCCAGCGACGAGUAUUACACGGCGGGCGUGGCGGAAUUUCGCCCGGCACUGACCGGCGGCAGCUCGGAGCAGCUGCUGCAGGAGAAUCUGUCCGCCUAUCUGGAGCUAAUUGAGGCGGCCAAUGGCACAGCCGAUAUACUCGUCUUUCCCGAGGGCACACUGAACAGCCAGCUGCAGUUGACGGCGGUGCCGGCGCCCUCGCGUCGCACCCUGUGCCACAUAACGACCGGAUAUGAGGUGCACGAUUUCCUGCGGCAACUGGCCUGUGCCGCUCUUGUCGCCCACAGCUAUCUGGUGGUCAAUGUCAAGGAGCGGGAGAACUGUGCGCCGGACAACGAUUGCCCCGCCCGCGGCUAUCGGCUGUACAACACGAAUGUGGUGCUGGAUCGCGGUGGGGCGGUGGUGUCGCGUUAUCGCAAAUGGAAUUUAUAUCUGGAGCCGCAGCUGAAUCGCACCCGGGCGCCCGAAUAUGCCAUCUUCAAUACGGACUUCAAUGUGACCUUUGGCCAUUUCAUAUGCUUCGAUAUGCUCUUCUAUACGCCCGCCCAGGAGCUAGUCGAGCGCUAUGAUUUACAGCAUUUGAUUGUCAGCAAUAUGUUCAAGUCGGAGCUACCCUUUCUAACGGCCAGCCAGCUCCAGCAGGGCUGGGCCUGGGCGAACAAUGUGAAUCUGUUGGCAGCUGGCGCCAGUCUGCCCCACGGCGGCAUCACCGGCAGCGGCAUUUAUGCGGGUCGUCGCGGCGCUCUCGUCCGGCGCAUGGUGGGCGACACAGCCACCGGCGAGCGCCAGCUAUUGCUGGCCCGCGUGCCACGUUGGCCACGUCUGGAGAGCAGUGCCUUGGAGCUGGACGCGGAGCGCUGGGGUCCGGCGCAGCUUCAGCUGGAGAUGCUGCAGCAGCCGCAGCUGGAGGAGUUCAAUAGCUGGCAGGUGCCGCUGCUCAAUGGCAGUCUGCAGCAGCAGCGUCUCUGCCAGGCGGAUCUCUGCUGCGACUUUGAGCUGCAAACGGAGCUGGAGGCAGCGGCCCGGACCACGUACAACUAUCGCCUGGGCGUCUUUGUCGGCCAGCGUCGUUACGAGGAGGAGGAGUACACGGUGGUCCGGCUGUGCGGCCUCUUUGCCUGCCGCAACGACAGCAUCCUCAGCUGCGGCCUGCUGGCCGAGCAGCCGGCGGAGCCAAGCCCAGAGCCUCGAGCAGCUGUGCUCUUUAGACGGCUGCGUGUCGCCGGCGAGUUCGUGCAGCGGCCGCGACGCCUGCUCAUGCCCAGCACGCUGAGCGGUGCGCUGUAUGCCCUGCAGGCCACCGAAAUCGACUGGUCCGUGCGGCCCGAUGCUGAGGGGGCGUGGCGCGGUGAGCUUGUGACCCAGGUGCAGCUGGUGCUGAAAAAGUCGCACUCGCAGCUGUUGACCUUUGCCAUCUAUGGCAACUACUUUGAUGAGUAUGCUGCGGAUGGUCAGGGCGGGGGUGGGGGUGGGGGUGGCGGGGUCAUCUCUCAGCUGACCGGAGGCGUUUGGGGCAUGGCUGUCGGUUUGCUGCUGUCUUAUCAUGCGGCUAACCGCUGA